AAUCAUUGCUUUGCAAAAUGGGUUAGAGUAAUCAUCAUUUCAUAAAGGGUCCUUCCGAUCCUCAGUCCUCACUGUGAAACUGUUCAGUGAUUUCAAGCUUCGAUUUACGAAAAUGGUAAAGAAGAAAUGCACAAGGAAAGAAGAAAUCGGAGAGGAUUUUUGCUUCAUUUGUAAAGAUGGAGGACUCCUCAGAUUUUGCGACUUCAAAGAUUGCCUUAAAGCGUAUCACCCUGAAUGUGUUGGAAGGGAAGAUUCUUCUGUGGAGUCUGAAGAUCGUUGGACCUGUGACUGGCAUGCAUGCUUCCUCUGCCAUAAAACCUCAAAGUUCCGUUGUGUUGGCUGCCCACAAGCUGUAUGUGGACGCUGCAUUUUUAAUGCUGAGUUUGUGCGUGUUCGAGGCUGGAGAGGAUUCUGCAAUCACUGUUUGCAGCUCACAUUACUUAUAGAAGACGGUAAAGAUGUUGACAUUGAUGGGACAAAGGUUGACUUCAAUGAUCGUGAGACUUAUGAAUUUCUAUUCAAGGAAUACUGGGAACUGAUGAAGAAAAAACAGGGUUUGACAGCAGAACUUGUUUAUAUGGCAAGUAACUUAUUGAAGAAGGGAAGAAAUUUUAGAAAUGAAAUUGAGGAAUCAGAAGAAGACACUGAUGAAUAUGAAAUUUCAUCAGACUAUGAAGAAUUGGUGGAUACAGAAGAAGGGCACAAACUAGUAAGAAAAUGCAAAAGAAGCAAGGAGAAGCUAUGCACUACGAGAAAAAAAAUGAAGUCAAGUGACCAAAAGUUCAUUGGAUGGGGGUCAAAACCAGUUAUAGAAUUUCUUUCAAAAAUUGGCAAGGAUACAAGAAAAAAGAUGUCACAGCAUGAUGUGACUUCUAUAAUUACAAUCUAUUGUAAAGAAAACAAGCUUUUCCAUCCGCUGAAAAAGAAGAAGAUUAUUUGUGAUGCUAAGCUUCAAGCUGUUUUUGGAAGGAAAUCAAUGAAUGUGAAUACUGUACACAAGCACCUAACUGCUCAUUUUGCUGAAAACAUGGAGCAAUCAUCUGAUGAUGAGAGCACAAGUAGUAUUGAAGAGAAGGAUGAUAAUUCUUCUAUGGCUUGUAAAAAGCCAAGGAAGUUGAUCUCAGAUAGAAAACCUGCCGAACAGGAACUGUCAGAUGUGUCACAUACUUGUUCUGCUGCUAUCAUUUCAGCAAACAUCAAACUGGUCUAUCUGAAAAGAAGUUUAGUAGAGAGGCUUCUCGAGAAUCCUGAAUGUUUUGAAGGAAAAAUGAUUGGAAGUUUUAUAAGAGUUAAAUCCGAUCCCAACGACUAUUCACAGAAAAAUUCUUACCAGUUGCUUCAAGUUACAGGCAUAAUGAUAGAUUCAAGCAACACUGAGAAGCAGGAAAUUCUCCUGCAAGUUACCUAUAGACUAGACUAUAUACCAAUCUACAAUUUAUCAGACGAUGACUUCUGUGAGGAUGAAUGUGAGGAUUUGCGCCAGAGAAUGAAAAAUGGCCUGCUGAAGAAUCCCACUGUGAUGGAGCUUUACGAGAAGGCAAAAAGUCUGCAUGAGGAUAUCACGAAACAUUGGAUUACCGAGGAGCUGGCUAGAUUGCAAACGUGUAUUGAUCAUGCAAAUGAAAAGGGAUGGAGAAGAGAAUUGUUCGAGUACAUGGAAAAAAGACUUCUACUUCAAAAGUCAUCAGAACAAGCACGGUUGAUCCAUGAACUGCCAGAAGUGAUAGCAGAUAUUCUUGAACCUACAUUUGAUGAUUUACUAAAGCAGAAUGAACAAGAAAAUCAUAUGUUGGUUGAUGGGAGAGACGACAGAAAAGUUGCCACAGCUGCCAUGGUAGAAGAAUGUUUGAUUGGCAUGCAAACCAUUUCAGAGAAGCAGCAACACUUCGAGGUCUCUACUUGUAAAGGUUUUGCUAAAAAAUCAUGCGUCUCAGCUGCAGAAUUUCAACCUCAUAAAGAGCAGCAUCAAUCCAUUCUACCAAAGAAACAUGCAUAUUCCAAACCAUUGCUUUCCAGCAUCAAAAGGCAAAGUGAGUAUAUCAAUAUUCAGAAAUCAAAGUUCAAAAGCAAAAGGGCUUCUGAUGUAGAGUUGAUCGAGCUAAGCGAUAACGAGGAUUUGAAAGCUGAAGAUAAAAUGCAGACUUCAGAGAAUCCAAAUUUCUCCCUGUGGUAUUGUGCAAGUCCUCAAGGGGAGACAAGGGGACCCUUGCCACUGUCAUUACUGAAGCAAUGGAGGGACCGAAGCUCAUUUGAGUUGAAAUGUAAAGUUUGGAAGAAUGGUCAGAGCUCGCAAGAGGGCAUCCCUUUGAGCGAUGCCAUUAGGUUGUUUUUCCCUGAAUAGAUUUUGGGUACUUUUGUAUCAACCAACUCAAUGCCU
Messenger RNA from Cucurbita maxima (winter squash), 2377 nucleotides. RefSeq lists its product as uncharacterized. NCBI's taxonomy places the organism in Eukaryota, Viridiplantae, Streptophyta, Magnoliopsida, Cucurbitales, Cucurbitaceae. Gene Ontology annotation, molecular function: protein binding; DNA binding. The transcript has 10 exons. The coding region runs from base 113 to 2341 and encodes 742 amino acids. The record is from RefSeq and is a predicted model, not a curated record.